GAUCCUCAAGACUCGGACUACAUUUGGGUAGUUGUUGUUGGAUUUAUCUUAGCUUUCGUCCUCGCAUUUGGAAUCGGAGCAAACGACGUUGCCAACUCWUUUGGGACAUCAGUAGGCUCRAAGGUUUUGACUCUUCGACAGGCGUGUAUUAUUGCCAGUAUUUUCGAGGUUGCUGGUGCUGUGCUGAUCGGUGCUCGUGUAUCUGACACAGUUCGCAAGGGUAUCAUAGACAUCAACUCAUUCAAUGGUACAGAAGAACUAGCAAUGGUUGGCUCCCUGUCAGCCUUGACAGGCACAAGUGUGUGGCUGCUUGUAGCAACAUUCUUUAAUCUUCCWGUAUCAGGAACACAUAGYGUUGUUGGGGCGACAAUGGGUUUUGCUUUGGUGGCGCACGGGCUUGAUGGCGUCAAGUGGAAGACGUUUGGAAAAAUUGCUGGUUCCUGGGUGAUAUCACCACUGCUGUCUGGCAUCAUCAGUUCAAUCAUAUUUCUUUUUGUCAAAUUUCUUAUCUUAAAUAAGGAGAAUUCGUUUGUAAAAGGAGUGRAAUUCCUGCCUCUGUUUUAUGCUUUUACAAUCACCAUMAACCUUUUCUCUGUAUUCUACAAAGGAUCUCACAUGCUGCACUUUAACAAGAUUCCUCUUUAUGGUGUCCUAAUUCUGACCAUCGGAGGUGGCAUCCUCACUGCGAUUGCAGUACAUUUCUUUCUSGGACCAUAUUUACAGCGUAAAAUCAUCAAAGAAAUGCUAGUAGAACUUGACGAUAACAGCGCGGUUUGUACUCCAACUUCUGACCCUGAAAAACCUUUUGAUGUAGAACUUAAGCUAGGCAAAGACAAUAAGGAAAAGAAGAAGAAACAGAAAGAGGUUGAAAAAGAUAAGAAUGAUGUGAAAAAGGACGAGAAUCAUGAGAAUAAAGACGAAUGCAAAGACGAUGAACUCAGUCCAGACAACGAAAGUCCGCUGGGAAUGAUCUCAGAUCAUAACGCAGACUCUUCUAGUGACGAAGAGCAGCUUAUUCCUGAUCCAGAAUCGGCAGAAAAACACAGCAGUCAAGUUCAUUUUGGAGACGUGAGACUUCUUACGUAUUCGGUUGGGAUGGAAGCGCAUAAAAGCAAAAUACAUGAUGAUCCUAUGACUGGAAGACUGUUUGCCUUCCUACAAAUUAUGACUGCGUGCUUUGGUGCUUUUGCUCAUGGAGGAAACGAUGUUAGUAAUUGCAUUGGGCCUUUGAUAUCGUUGUGGACUACAUUCCGUGAUGGUAGCAUUCAAACUAAAGUUGAUAUACCAAUAUGGAUUUUGUUGUAUGGUGGUGUUGGUAUCUCGAUAGGUUUGUGGGUGUGGGGAAGGCGUGUCAUCAAGACUGUUGGAGAGGAUCUUACGCCAAUUACACCUACGAGCGGGUUCACUAUUGAGAUUGGUUCAGCCAUCACUGUUCUCCUGGCUUCCAACCUUGGAAUUCCAAUCAGCACCACCCAYUGYAAGGUUGGCUCAGUCGUCAUGGUUGGRCGUGUCAGAUCCAAGGAGCAUGUUGAUUGGUCAAUAUUCAGGAAUGUUGUUCUGGCAUGGAUUGUAACUAUGCCUGUUGCAGGUGCUAUUUCUGCUKUGUCRUACGUUGGAUUACGUGAGGUCGUGUGAGUUUCCAAUAUUUUUUUUGUCAAUAAUAAGGAACAUUCUUAUUCUUUGUCAGUUUGUAUCUAGUAUUUAUGCUGGGGGAAUUAAGGUUGAAUAAUGAUUUUUGCUUGUAUAUAUCAAUUGUAUUUUAAUAUUAAAAUAUGACAUGGAAUCCGGAGGCGACAAAAUUUUGGCUCUGUAAUCCGGAGUCCACACACUUGGAAUCCGGCCGAAUCCACAGCUAAAACGGUAUCCAAUAAUUGAAAUUUGGAGGAAUUUCUGGAAUCCAAAUUAAUACUUCAAAUGUUUCCUAAUUGCAAACGAGUCUCUGACGACAAAAAUGUCUAGGAAGUUUUGCAUUGAKAAUCCAAUAUGGUGGAAUCCAGAAAUACUUAAUGUCAGCCGGAAUCCUGGAGCUUGGAAUCUAGAAUCCUGGAACGYUCCGGAUUUUGUGUCAUCGGGCAAAAGAAUUUUCAAGAAGAGCUUGGAAUCAAUUGUAACUAUUCUCGUACGUAUUUUUAUAUGCAUAUAUUAAAUUAAUAUUACAAAUUAAAUAUAUUUUACUUCAUCUUCUUCGUUUAAAUUUUCUGUACCAAAGCAUUGCAUGAUCACCUUYAGAUAGUGCCCUGAUAGAUGAACUUUCAUGUAAAUAAAUAGCUUAACAACGUUA
This is a messenger RNA of Exaiptasia diaphana, 2281 nucleotides long. RefSeq names its product sodium-dependent phosphate transporter 1. Gene Ontology annotation, cellular component: membrane. Gene Ontology annotation, biological process: phosphate ion transmembrane transport. Lineage: Eukaryota; Metazoa; Cnidaria; Anthozoa; Actiniaria; Aiptasiidae. The record is from RefSeq and is a predicted model, not a curated record. Gene Ontology annotation, molecular function: phosphate transmembrane transporter activity.